Elephantulus edwardii (Cape elephant shrew) is the source of this 294-nucleotide messenger RNA. Its product is annotated as putative ataxin-7-like protein 3B-like. Bases 1 to 294 code for a protein of 97 amino acids. Gene Ontology annotation, biological process: regulation of gene expression. The transcript has a single exon. The record is from RefSeq and is a predicted model, not a curated record. Lineage: Eukaryota; Metazoa; Chordata; Mammalia; Macroscelidea; Macroscelididae.
AUGGAGGAGAUUUCAUUGGCUAACCUGGAUACUAACAAGCUAGAGGCCAUCGCUCAGGAGAUAUACGUAGACCUGAUAGAGGAUUCUUGUUUGGGAUUCUGUUUUGAGGUUCACCGGGCAGUCAAAUGUGGCUACUUCUACCUGGAGUUCGCGGACACUGGUAGUGUGAAGGAUUUUGGCAUUCAGCCAGUUGAAGAUAAAGGAGCAUGCCGCCUCCCUCUUUGCUCCCUUCCCGGAGAAUCUGGGAAAGGGCCUGAUGAGCAGGUGCAGCGCUCACCACCGGAAUUCCAGUAG